AUGGGGGUUGACAACUUCACUGCUACAACAGAAUUCAUCUUGGUAGGGCUAACCAGUGACCGCAAGACACAAAUUCUUCUCUUUGUGCUAAUUCUCCUAAUGUACAUCUUUACCCUUCUGGGAAACCUGGGGGUCAUAGUGCUGGUACAAGUCGACUCUCGCCUCCACACACCCAUGUAUUUCUUCCUCUCAAACCUUUCAAGUGUGGAGAUCGGUUUUAUCACAAGUACUGUACCCCAGAUGCUGAAUCACCUUCUAACGAGGCAUGGAGAAUUGUCCUUAGUCCGUUGUGCAUUACAGAUGUACAUGACUUUGGCUCUGGGUUCUGUCGAAGCAAUUCUGCUGGCAAUCAUGGCUUAUGAUCGUUACAUAGCUGUCUGCCAUCCCUUAGUAUAUGCUACAGCCAUGGGAAAAUGGCGGCAGCUCCAGCUUGCCUCAGCCUGUUGGCUAGCUGGCUUUAUCAUUGCUGCAAUAUGUGUGAGCAUCACCUUUCAGCACCCUUUCUGUGGUUCCUGCUGCAUCAACCACUUUGUCUGCGAGAUACCAAUGGUGUUAAAGCUUGCAUGCGAUGACACCCACAUCACACAACAUAUCAUUGUUAUGUUUGCAGGGAUUGUCAUUCUGGGACCCUUUUCAGUCAUCUUGACCUCCUAUGGCCUCAUUCUUUUCUCCGUGUUGCAAAUGGGGUCAGUCACUGGAGUACGCAAGGCCUUCUUUACAUGUGGAUCCCACUUAGUAGUGGUCACUUUGUUCUAUGGUGCCAUCAUCUUUGUUUACAUUAGGCCUCCGUCAGGAACAUCUCCUGAAAAUGAAAAACAAAUGGCUGUGUUUUACCUUGUGGUCACUCCUCUUCUGAAUCCUCUCAUUUACACCCUGCGGAACAAGGAUGUCCAUGAAGCAGUGGCCAAGGUGCUGCGAAGAUGGGUUUUAUGA
Messenger RNA from Heteronotia binoei (common prickly gecko), 933 nucleotides. RefSeq names its product olfactory receptor 2D3-like. The transcript has a single exon. Gene Ontology annotation, molecular function: G protein-coupled receptor activity; olfactory receptor activity. Gene Ontology annotation, biological process: G protein-coupled receptor signaling pathway. NCBI's taxonomy places the organism in Eukaryota, Metazoa, Chordata, Lepidosauria, Squamata, Gekkonidae. Bases 1 to 933 code for a protein of 310 amino acids. Gene Ontology annotation, cellular component: membrane. The record is from RefSeq and is a predicted model, not a curated record.